This is a messenger RNA of Sebastes umbrosus (honeycomb rockfish), 3172 nucleotides long. It is a transcript of the gene ntn4, whose product is annotated as netrin 4. Gene Ontology annotation, cellular component: laminin trimer. The coding region runs from base 351 to 2234 and encodes 627 amino acids. The transcript is spliced from 10 exons. Gene Ontology annotation, biological process: substrate adhesion-dependent cell spreading; cell migration; basement membrane assembly. NCBI's taxonomy places the organism in Eukaryota, Metazoa, Chordata, Actinopteri, Perciformes, Sebastidae. The record is from RefSeq and is a predicted model, not a curated record. Gene Ontology annotation, molecular function: protein binding.
ACUACACAGCUCCCAGCUCUCUGUGCUCCUCAUAGGGCAGCAGCAGCAGCAGCAGGAAUCACACUGCAGGGAAAUGAAACACGCUGCAGGUCCAGAAGCAGCAGACGAGCAGAGACCCGUUCACUUCACCUCCAGUCCUCUCCUCCUCCUCUCUCUGCAGGACACCAUCACCACACACCGUCCAGGAUCAUGUUGCUUCUUCUAUCGGCUCAUUGGAUCGCAGCUGAGUGAAAGAGAAAGUCCACACUGGAUCUGAAGCUACGCACUUGUCUUUUGCAUACUUUAUAUCUGAAUAACUCCAGCGGAUUCUCACACAUUAUUUCGGAUUAUUCCUUUUUCAACAAGAAGAUAUGUUGAUUUUAUUUGCAAUCAGCCUGGCCUUGUUGUCAGAUGCAGGUCUGUCGGUGGAGGUGUUUCGUGCAGGUGUGGCCCCUCGCUGUGAGAGCCGGGCCUGCAACCCCCGCAUGGGUAACUUAGCCCUGGGUCGCCGGGUCCUCACGCAGACCGUCUGUGGCAACAACGGCACCGAGCUCUACUGCUUCUACUCCGACCCCAACGCCAACCUGGCCUGCAGCGCCGCCAAGUGCGCCAAAUGCAACGCCGGCUUGCCUCUCCUGUCCCACCUGGCCGGGGCCAUGUCCGACUCCUCCUUCCGUCACCCCAACACCUGGUGGCAGUCGGCGGAGGGGGCGGAGUCUGAGACGGUGCAGCUGGACCUGGAGGCGGAGUUCUUCUUCACACAUCUCAUCAUAGUGUUUCGCUCGCCGAGGCCCGCCGCCAUGACCCUGGAGCGGUCGCAGGACUUUGGGAGAACGUGGAAGAUGUUGCAGUACUAUGCCGGCAACUGCAGCGCCGCCUUCGGGAUGGAGGAGGGAAAGGCAGACGUGGGCCGGGACGGGGCCGCCUGCACCUCCAAAUACUCCGGGGCUUAUCCCUGCAACCGUGGAGAGGUGAUCUACCGCACCCUCCCAAAGUGGGAGUCCCUGGAUCCGUUCGGGGUGGAGGGCCAGCAGCAGCUGAGGGUGACCAACGUCCGAAUCCGACUGCUGAAGCGCCAGUCGUGUCCCUGCCAGGCCAAAGACCUCGCCUCCGCCCACGAAGCUCUUCCCACCCGACAUUUUGCCAUCUACGACCUGAUCGUGAAGGGAAGCUGCUUCUGUAACGGACACGCCGAGCAGUGCGUUCCUGCACCGGGGUACCAGCCCAUCAGAGACCGCACCAACCAUGUGGUCCAUGGGAAGUGUGUGUGCAGACACAACACUGCAGGUGAUCACUGCGAGCGCUGCACUCCUCUCUACAACGACCGACCCUGGCAGCCCGCCGACGGACUGACGGGCGCUCCGCACGAAUGUCGGAAGUGUAAGUGUAACGGACACGCUCAGAGCUGCCAUUUCGACUGGACGGCGUGGCGUGAGUCUGGCCAGCGCAGCGGAGGCGUUUGUGACUGUUUGCACAAUACUGAAGGAUAUCAGUGUCAGAAAUGCAAAGCCGGCUUCUACAGAGACCCCCAGAGACCGCAGACGGCCCCCGACUCCUGCAAACCAUGCAGCUGUCACCCCUUGGGCUCCAUGCCCUUCCACUUGGCUGACGGCUCACUCUGCGACCCCUCCAACGGAAACUGCAUCUGUAAACCUGGCGUAGGCGGAGCCCACUGCGACAGGUGCAUGGUGGGAUACUGGGGCUUCCACGAGUACGGCUGCCGUCCAUGUGACUGUGCAGGAGACUGCGAUCCGUUUACUGGAGACUGUAUGUUUGGCUCUGACCUGGACCUGUACAACUUAGAGGGAAACUCCAGCGAGCCGGUGAGGAUCUUCAGAGUAGACGAACUCUUCUCUGCCCUCCACUACUCAGAGAAGUGUGAGUGCAAAGAGCAAGCCCUGACCAACAGUAAACUCUUCUGCACCAUGAAUUAUGCAUACGUCCUGAAGGUGAAAGUGCUUUCCGCCCACGAUAAAGGCUCCCACGCCGAGGUGGAGGUCAAAGUUCAGAAGGUGCUCAGUCAGAACACCAAGCUGAAGAUCCAGCGAGGUCGGGUCACUCUUUACCCCGAGUCCUGGACCGCACGGGGCUGCACCUGCCCCAUCCUCAACCCAGGGGUGGAGUACCUCGUGGCGGGCCACUCGGACCGUAAGCAGGGCCGCCUCCUGGUCAACAUGAAGAGCUUCGUCAAGCCUUGGAAAGCCAGCUUGGGGCGCAAAGUCCUCGUGCUGCUCAAGAAAGACUGCAACUGGUAGACUGUUAAAACACGGGAGGACAGACGGACACAUGGACAACAAUGCCGUGGAUUAUCUUGUCCUCCAGAUGUGGAAUAUUGAAUCGCACAGCAGGUUUUUGGGGGCUGAACUGAGAUGAAUGAACCUCCUUUAUUUCUCUGCUGUCGUCCAAUGAGAGCUAGCGGCGGACUGCACCAGCUAAAAGCACACGGGACAUCAUUUUUAUUAAGACAUAUCAUGUCUCGCACAUUCCUAUGUAGGAUUUCUUCUGCUCAAGAAAUUGAGGAAUUCAGCUCUUUGGCCAAGUGCUUUCUAUUCUGAGUGACUCCCUCUGGACAUACGGUAAAACUUCCUCUCUGCAGCACUUUAGCCUAAGAUGGACUGAGGGAAUACGGACACACAAAGAGAGGAAGAUCUAACACACACACACUGAAUGACCCCCUGACAUGGACUGUGGAUGGAGCACGUCCUUUCCCUAUCACAGCGGACACUCCUUCUUCACACAGGCAGCAGUGUGUGUGUGUGAGAGUGUGUGUGUGAGCUGCUGACAUAAUGUGCAAAGCACCCAGAGUGACGCUGAACAAGCCAUACAAGCCACUACAGGUGGUUAAACCUUAGCCAGUCCAGGUGUGUCUGAAAUCAGAGUGAAUGGAUUUCACCCCGAACGUGAAUGUAUUUGUGUGUGUGUGUGUGUGAGACAGAGAGUGUGUGUUUGAAUGCAUUACGAGCACAGUCCAGAUUCAGUCCAGCUCUUAAGCUUUCCUGUAGCCGUUCCAAUGUUUAUGAUGCAACGUCAUGUAUAUUGAUUCAUCUCAUAUUACACAGAAAAUCCUUGUUAUUCCUUCCUUUGUGCUCUUGUACAGUAUUAUUUGUAUAUAUCUAUAUAAAUAUUAUGUUCAUCUUUCUCCCUCUGUUUAAUUGUUUUUGUAUGUGGUAAUAUUAAAGGAUAAUUAUUACAA